UCGUCCAACCCAAAGCUCCAUCAACAACAACGUUGUCUUCUCUCUCUCACUCUCUGUUGUUUCCAAAAUCUGCGAUCUGAAGGAGAGAAAGCAUGUCAGAAGCAACAGCAACACCAAUUCUGAAGGAUGAGUUGGACAUCGUGAUUCCAACGAUAAGGAACCUGGAUUUCUUAGAGAUGUGGAGGCCCUUCUUCGAGAAAUACCACCUUAUAAUAGUUCAAGAUGGAGACCCUUCAAAGGUGAUAAAGGUUCCAGAAGGUUUCGAUUAUGAGCUCUAUAACCGAAACGACAUCAACCGCAUUUUGGGACCCAAAGCAUCUUGCAUUUCCUUCAAGGACUCUGCAUGUCGCUGCUUUGGCUUCAUGGUUUCCAAAAAGAAGUACAUCUUCACCAUUGACGAUGACUGCUUUCUUGCAAAAGAUCCAUCUGGGAAAGAAAUUAAUGCCCUGCAGCAGCACAUUAAGAACCUUCUGACUCCAUCAACCCCAUUUUUCUUCAACACUCUCUAUGAUCCCUACAGAGAAGGUGCAGAUUUUGUUCGUGGGUAUCCAUUUAGUCUACGUGAAGGUGUCCCAACAGCUGUUUCUCAUGGCCUCUGGCUCAACAUUCCUGAUUAUGAUGCCCCAACUCAGCUUGUCAAGCCCCUUGAAAGAAACACCAGGUAUGUGGAUGCAGUUAUGACAAUACCAAAGGGAACCCUCUUUCCCAUGUGUGGUAUGAAUUUGGCAUUCAACCGUGAAUUAAUUGGUCCUGCUAUGUACUUUGGACUCAUGGGUGAUGGUCAACCUGUUGGACGCUAUGAUGAUAUGUGGGCUGGCUGGUGCAUGAAGGUCAUAAGUGAUCAUUUGGGAUUGGGGGUGAAGACAGGUUUGCCUUACAUAUGGCACAGCAAAGCUAGCAACCCAUUUGUGAACCUUAAGAAGGAGUACAAAGGAAUAUACUGGCAGGAAGAGCUGAUACCAUUUUUUCAAUCUGUUUCUAUUCCAAAGGAUUGCACUAGUGUUCAGAAAUGCUACAUUGAACUCUCCAAACAAGUUAAGGCAAAACUUGGUAAGGUUGAUGAGUAUUUCAACAAGCUUGCAGAUGCCAUGGUGACAUGGAUUGAAGCUUGGGAUGAGCUAAACCCAUCAUCAUCUGGGGGAAAAUCGGAUGCAUUGCCCAAUGGUCCAGCAAAGUAAAUUCUUUGAUCUGUGCGGCUCUAGGGGUAAAUUAUGGGGCAUGACAGAGGAUAUGGCUACACUUAUUUAUCAUUUUUACUUUUUACCGUAAAACUAAAAAAAUUUGAGUGACCCUUUUGAUAUAUUUUUUUAAUAUAUUUUCUUCAGUUUGGAAUGUAGCUUAUUAUUAGAAGAUUGAGU
Molecule: messenger RNA, 1358 nt
Organism: Gastrolobium bilobum
Lineage: Eukaryota; Viridiplantae; Streptophyta; Magnoliopsida; Fabales; Fabaceae
Product: probable UDP-arabinopyranose mutase 2
Exons: 4
Coding region: 93-1178 (361 amino acids)
Biological process (GO): plant-type cell wall biogenesis; UDP-L-arabinose metabolic process
Cellular component (GO): Golgi apparatus; cytosol
Molecular function (GO): UDP-arabinopyranose mutase activity
Source: RefSeq, a predicted model, not a curated record